This is a messenger RNA of Hansenula anomala, 936 nucleotides long. It is a transcript of the gene CAP2, whose product is annotated as F-actin-capping protein subunit beta. The record is from RefSeq and is a predicted model, not a curated record. Gene Ontology annotation, biological process: actin cytoskeleton organization; barbed-end actin filament capping; cell morphogenesis. Bases 1 to 858 code for a protein of 285 amino acids. Gene Ontology annotation, cellular component: actin cortical patch; cytoplasm; F-actin capping protein complex. Gene Ontology annotation, molecular function: actin filament binding. NCBI's taxonomy places the organism in Eukaryota, Fungi, Ascomycota, Saccharomycetes, Phaffomycetales, Wickerhamomycetaceae. The transcript has 3 exons.
AUGUCAAAGAAAUUGAAUAGGAAAAUGUCUGAAGAAUCUUAUGACGCUGCUUUGGAUCUUUUGAGGAGAUUGGAUCCUAAAAACAUUGCCAAAAACUUGCAAAGUAUUAUCAAAUUGAAUCCUGAUUUAGCUGAAGAUUUAUUAUCUUCUGUGGAUAUCCCUUUAAAUGUUGCUCGUGAUGAAGCCAAUGGUAAAAAAUACCUAACUUGUGAUUAUAAUAGAGACUUGGACUCUUAUAGAUCUCCUUGGUCAAAUAAAUAUUAUCCAGUUUUAGAAGAAGGUGAUGAUGAAAGUCCGUUUCCUUCUGAAAAGUUGAGACAAUUGGAGAUUUAUGCCAAUGAUUCCUUUGAUGUCUAUAGAGAUCUAUAUUAUGAAGGUGGUGUUUCAAGUGUUUAUUUCUGGGAUCAGCCAGAUGAAGAAGAUUCUCAAAAUGAUUCGAAUUUCGCAGGUGUUGUGUUAUUAAAGAAAAACACUGAUGAUGAACAAGGUCUUUGGGAUUCAAUUCAUGUUUUGGAAGUGUUGGUGGGUCGUUCCAAAGCCACAUACAAAGUUACAUCUACAAUCAUACUUGAUCUAUCCAAAGUGGAUAAAGAUAAAAAGGAUUCAAUCAGUUUAUCUGGUAAUUUGAUAAGACAAACUGAAAAAGAAUUGGCCAUAACAGACGAACACUCACAUAUUAUAAAUAUCGGUACAUUGGUUGAAGAUAUUGAGUCCAAAUUGAGAAACUUGUUGCAAGAGGUGUAUUUUGGAAAGACUCGUGACAUUGUCGGAGAUAUUAGAUCGUUACAAGGGCUCUCCUCUUCAGAAGACGACAAAAAGAAACAGCAGGAAUUGGUUAAGGGAAUCCAAGGGCUAUGAUCUAUAUUCUAUAAUGCUUUAUAUUUAUGAAUUGAAUUUGAAUUGAAUUGAAUUUCUGUAGAAUUGCUUAUAAUCUGG